Molecule: messenger RNA, 1070 nt
Organism: Paramecium sonneborni
Lineage: Eukaryota; Ciliophora; Oligohymenophorea; Peniculida; Parameciidae
Source: the annotation of a GenBank genome assembly
AUGUAAAAUAAAAAUAGAAGAUCAAAUACCAAUGAUUUAAUCUUAGAAAAUUAAUUAGAUAAUCUAACACAUCAUUAAAGAAAUUCUUUAACAAUAAAAAAACCUUAUCAUUUGAACAGACAAAAAAAAUCAUUCAAAGCUUAAAUUUUUUCAUCAUAAAAAGAAGAAUAAAUAGAAAAAGAUACUUUUCAAAAAUUUAAUGAUUUUGGAAGUCUAUCAAAAAAAAAACAACAAUCUAAAAUAAAUUCAGAAUCAAAACUACCAAUAAUAAAUAAAAUUAGAUCAUAUUCUUCCCAACUUCAAACCUACAAUUAACCAAGCUCCGAUUCUACUGCUGAAUUAAUCAACAAUAUUAAAUAAGAAAAAAUAUGUAAUUUUAUAUAAGUAUUACUCUAGCUAUGAGGCUAAUAUUUAAAUCUAUAAAUCAAAUUUUAAGUAAACAUUCAUAAAAACCUAUUUAAACAAAGAAUACAGGAGAAUUUCAAAAUGAAAAAAAUUUUAAUAAUUAAAACACAUUAAAGUAACUAUCAUUAUUAUUAAGACUGUCAGAAUUUUUAAAUUAGAAUAAAAAUCAUAUGAUUGAUAUAGGAAAAUAUAUUUAAGAUAGAAUAGAAUAAAAGAGAAUUAAUAAUUUUCAAUAAUAAUAUAAAAAUGCUGCUAAAUAUCAAAGUGAAGAAGGUAUUUUCUAUUUUAGAUUUUAAUUAGAUAUUAAUGGUGAUGUUUUCACUAGUAAAGAAUUAUAAAAAAUUGAAGAAAUAAAAAAUAGAAGAAAAGUUAUUAUCCAAAUGGCUCAAAAAAAGUCUCCAAAGUUUCUCUAUCCUUUGGGUCCAAAAAUAAGAGUUCGUAACUAUUCUUUAGAAAACCAAUAUUUUUAGAUUUAAUAAGAUCAAAUGAAUAGAGCUAAAGGAUGUUAACUCUAUCAUAACAAUAGAAAUAUAUCUAAUUAGGAAGAUGAAAUUUCUAUUUAGAAAUUAAACAGUCCACCUAAAGAUAAAUUUUUUCCGACUUCAUCAAUGUAAGAGGAUUAUCUAAAUAUUAAAAUUUAAUAAAUAUUGAGAUCUCUAUUGUGA